ACAGCCACACACACGCACUCACGGCAGCUUCAUAUGACGCGGCGCAGACCUGCGGAUUUCCAAACACCUCAGCGCUAUUUUUUGACUUUCUUACAUAAGAAGACGCUCCUUUUUACUUCUUUUUUAAAUUCUCUUUUCAUCCCAUGUGCGGGAUGUGCGCGACUUUUGGGCUUUAGUUGCUCGGAUGGUUCCAGGAGCGCUUUCCAAGUGCGCAAAAACGUGCCUUCUGCCAUUCAACCGACUGAUGCCCCCCUCUCUGUCUGAGUCGCAGUGAAUCAUGUCACGCCGGAAGCAGAAGCGACCCCAGCAUCUCGUUAACGCGGAUCCGGGGGGCCCACGGCUGCUAUCUCACGAUGAUCACCUGGGCAUGAAGUCACCAUCCACAUCUCUUGGCUCAGAAGUGACCUCAUCAGGAUCGUCCUCCUCAUCCCCCACCUCUCUCCAAGACUGCCAGCCGCCUCUGGCCCCUCGCCCAUCCCCUGGUGGGCUCCACGCGCCCUCCUUGCCCAGCGAGAGCUCGCCUCCUCCCCACUGGCCCAGCCACAUCGCCCCCUUCACCACAUCCCUCCCAAACACCCACUCUUCCCUCUCCCCAGACUUCCCUCACCCCUCGCUGUCAUCCCAAACUCACUCACCUCCUCCCUUGGGUCAAACCUCAGGUUCCCACAGCCUGUCCCACCAAGGAAAUUCUCACUCCACCAUGACCUCCCCUCCGAUGGGCAGCUCAGCCACCACCACUACCUCCUCCUCCUCUUCCUCCUCCUCCUCCUCUUCUCAGUGUGUGCCGCCUCACCGCGACAGCGCCAGUCCAGGUCAUCAGCAGGCCUCAAGCUCUCCGGGGCAGCAGGGACAGAUUCAGGUGUCGCCAACCCUGGCUGUGCUCCUGGAGGAACUGAGGGUUUUACAGCAGAGGCAAAUCCACCAGAUGCAGAUAACAGAGGAGAUCUGUAGGCACGUUCUGAGGCUCGGAGGCGCUGUCUUUGGCCAAGAUAGUAACAACACACAAGCCAGUGGUGCAGAUAGCAACCAGAAGUCCACAGGAGCAGCAUCUUCGUCACCAACACACCCCUCCACUGCCACGCCAGUAACCACAGCCUCAUCGCUCUUGACUGGCCUCCCAUCUUCCCUCUUCCCCCAGCCAUCCGUCUCCAAGUCAGGUACUUCACAUGUCAAUGGCAGCAGAGCUUCAUCCUCCUCUACCUCUUCUUCAUUAUCUUCCUCAUCUAUUUCAUCUACCAUCAGCUCCUCUGUGGCCUCCCUACACCCUCUGUCCUUGUCAUUGGGGCUACCACCACGCUACCUCCACGAGAAAUCAUCCAACACUUCCUCGUUUGGUCAUAGCAAUGGUAUCAGUUUCCCGACUCCUCCCCUUCCUACCACCAGUCAUUCCCAGGAUCUCCAGCCCAGCUCCUCCCUGGGCUCUGCCUCCUCUUCAGGACGCCCUCAACAUGUGUGCCGUUUUUGUGGGAAGGUGUUAAGCAGCGACUCAUCACUCCAGAUCCACCUGAGGUCACAUACGGGUGAAAGGCCCUACCAGUGUCCAGUCUGCUUGAGCCGUUUUACAACCAGAGGGAACCUCAAAGCCCAUUUCCUGCGACACAGAGAGCAGAACCCAGAGCUGUCCCUCUCCCUGCUGCCCCCAGCACUGUCAGAGCAAACACAGAGUGCUCCCGGUCCCAUCCAGAGGAGGAGAAAACGGCGGGCUGAUGAUGACGAGCCAUUUAAUGCAGUGAAAGGAAGCAUUCCCGGGAUGGCAGACAGCAUGGCUUCUUUAGGAUUCCUGUCUGGUGCAUCUGCUCGGCCCUCGCCCUCCUCUCUACCUCUGCCCCCUUCAGUGGAUAUGGCGUUGCUGUCCACAGCCCAUUCACUGCUACAGCUGAACAGAGCCUCGGCUGCAGCUGCUGCCAGCGCAUCUAGCCCCGGACUGCCUUCCUCAUCUUCGUCCUCGUCUUCCACCUCCACCAUGGGCAGCCAGUUCAAAGGAGCAAAGCAGCAGCGAUUUGAUGAAAACACCCCCCCUCACUCCACCCUCCAUACAACCUCCCCAUAUUCCCAGCUGGCCCACCUCCCCAAGAUUCUCUUCCCUGGCGGUACCUCCCCUCAUCACCUUGCACUUCUCCGGCCCCCGGGCCACCCAUCGGCCUCCCACCUCACUUCACCUCAUCAGCUACCCUUCCCCUUUCCACCUUUCCCCAAACCAUCAACCUCCUCCCCCUCUUCAUCCUCUCCCACCACCUCUACCCAGACCUCAGACACCUCCAAGCUGCAGCGCCUGGUACAGAAGCUUGAAAAGCAGCCACAAGGAGGUGCCUCUUCUUCGUCCGCCUCCUCGCAAUCACCUGCUGAAGCAAACGGGGACACACAUGGCCAUGACUUGUCCACCACCUCCAGUGCCUAUCGCAGGGAAAUGUUAGCUGCUCUCGGCCUGAGCCCAAGUACCAAUGCUGCUGGAUUAGUGACCAGCCAGGGAGUCUCAGGUUCUAGCACUACAACAACGACGACUACCCCUUCUCUGCCUACAGUUCAGGCUGCAAAUCAGUGUGGAGUGUGUCUGCGUGUCCUCAGCUGCCCCAGAGCUCUGCGUUUGCACCAGGCCACACAUCUGGGAGAGCGCCCAUUCCCUUGUAAGCUGUGUGGCCGUUCGUUCUCCACCAAGGGCAGCCUCAGGGCCCACCUGGCCACUCACCGCGCAAGACCAGCCAACUCCCGUGCCUUAAACUCCUGCCCAUUGUGCCCACGCAAGUUCACCAAUGCCGUGGUUCUUCAGCACCAUAUCCGCUUGCACCUAGGAGGGCAAAUACCACCUGACGAAGAUAUACCUCCUGAAGAUGUAGCGGAAACGCAGGAUGCUGUCUUCAAUGACAAUAACUCCCCAUCUAAAGCCCAACAACUUCUCCCUCUGGCCUUAACAACAAGGUCCAAGUCUCCAGCUGAAGCUCUCAACUCAGGGUCGAAGAAAUCCACAGCAGCUGAUGCCACCUCUGUGAAGACGGAAGAAUCAGAAGGCUCAACACCCAGUGUUAGCCCACCCCUGACCCGCAACCCCCCCUCAGUGGGAGCUGAGGACCCCCUGUGUCUGGGAGACAACGCCCUAGCUGAUGGUAGCCCCACGAACGGCUCCAUGUACUCUGAGGAGGAGACCCACGCUGACCUGGGCAGCACCAGCCCAUUCAAAGCACCCUUAGCUAGUUCUCAUUCAGAUGUAGUGAAUAAAGACACAGAGGCAGAUGACACCCCUUUGUCUCUCUGUGUUUCAAAGCCUGGAUUAGAAAAUGAUGCAGAUGUUAGUAAUGAUGAAGCCUGCUCCACAGAAAAGCCCACCACAAGUCCUGAUCGUAGCCCCAAACCACCAGCUGCAAAUCCCUCACCUGCACUCACCCCACCUGCCAGCCCAAAAGCUAUUCCUGAAGCAGAAGAGGCCUGUGGCAGUCAACCACAGGAGGCACAGGAGAGAGAUGCAGCCCAAAGCAAAGGCAUUAGUGAGACCACCAGAGAGCCUUUACCAGUGUUGGAUCCAGAGCCGGAGAAGGACGCUCCCAUGGAGGGGGGUCAUGGUGUGCAGGAAAAGCCCUCAGAGGACCUAGAGCCCCCUGUCCCAGCACCAGCACUGCACACCCAGCCAGCUCGUCCUGACAAACCCUACAGCUGCUCCCAGUGUGGAAAGGCAUAUGCCAGCCGUAGUGGACUUAAGGGCCAUAUGAAAACUCACCCUGGAGUGUCAACCAACACCCCCUCCAAGGCUCAAACCAAUGACACUGAUAUUGCAGAGGAACCCAGCUCACAUUCAGCCAAUAAGAACCCAGUACAGCAGGAGGAGAAGCAGGGAUUGGCUCAAUCCUCGGGGGAAGGUGACAGCACAGAUCCUCUACCUAUCAGUGUUGUUUCUAGUGUGGCGGCCGAGCCUAUGGACACUACUGCGUAGACAAGUUAGCAUCCUUAAAUGACAGUCUUUAAAAAGGGUCCUGACAAGGGAAUGUAUUUUUUUAAUAGAAUAAGAUUUGUUUUCUAGAGUUAUUAAUUCUAAUUCAUGUUUACCUUUUGUAUUAGGCAGAUAGAUCUAGUUUGUAUUGUAGUAACAUUGCAAGAGAUCUGUGAAUGUAGUAUUCUAGCCAUGUAUUUUUGUAUUUCAAAGACCACAGUGAGGCCUUAUCUUACACACUUCACAGAAUUGUCACAAUGAGAAUUAAUUGUUUGCGCUUUUCUUUUGCUGACACCUAUUUCAGCACAUGCUUUCUAAGCUGAUUGGAAUAAGAGGGACGGUCCAGCGUUUAACAAGAUGAACUCCAUACCAAAACAGGCCAAAUUACUAACGGCCAAUGAUUGUAAAUAUGAGCUGCGGUUACAUUUAUGCCUUUUUAUUGUUACUUUCUUCUUUCCUUUGUUUUAAUGCCAUGCUGCUGAAAGCAUGUUUAAGAUGUGCUGAGUUGCACUGCGAGUUGCACUGUGUCCUGUGCUGCCGAAACAUCUUCUUAAAGGCAUACUUCACCAUCACAUAAUCAUUUGUAUGUGAUUUACUCACCCCCUGUUGCACUGAAUUUCAGAGGAAAAUGUUGUUUUUCUGGAAUGCAACCACAGUGAACAAAGAAUCAAAAAAUGGAGAAAAUUCUUGAUAAACUGAACUCAUAGGGAUCCAGCUUUAACAGCUGCAGAACUAUAUAUAAACAUCUGUUUACAAACUCUCACACAACUCGUGAGGUAUAAUCUAAGUCUUCACAAACAUGCAUUUUGACUAAAACCUUACUAUUUAAACAGUCUCAUGCGCAAAUGAGUAGUGCACCUGUGCUGUUUAUGCCCCAAAAAAGCAUGUAGAUAUGCUAUGUGCUAGUUAAAAAUGUUGAAAAGAAAACCACGUUUUAAGCUGGACAAAAGAUGUGCCUUAGGGACUGUCCCAAUCUUCAUGGACACAUUACUUUAUAUACAGAGUGCAUCAGAAAUGAAACCCUAAAACCUGGAAAUGAGUUAGCAUUUUAGCACUCCAGGUUCUUUUGUCUUAGAAUCUUAGGGUUUUUUGUUAGAUGCCUGAAAUAAGGUCUGUGGGUAACACAAGCUUAAGAAACAUUCACGUUUUGUUUUAUGACAUAAAAUGCGUCAGACAAUACCCCACAUGUGAAUUUUGAAACUUUCAUGUGUCUUUAAAAGGUGGUUGCUAACAAGUAGCUAAAUGAGACUACAGAAUGUCAUCGCGCCGAACCGGCUUGACAGCCCCGUUCAGGUGGCGACGUUAUGCUGUGUCACUGUGGUGUAGUGUGUUUAUAGCCAAACAUCAGGUUUUUACUUUUAGGGAUUGCAUAAAGGCUUUUAAAAAUCAUUAAAGUGGUGUUCAAUUGCGAGGAGUAUCUUGCUGAACAAAACAUGUAGCUAUAAUAAACAUUUGUUAGUCAAAGAGCUUAUUUUCUGCAAUAAUACAAAGUCCAAUGGAAACCCCAUUGACUUUUUUGAUGAGGGAACCAGGCUGACACUAACUUUCAUGUAAUCAUCGCUGGAGCACUCUUUCAUCUCAGCUAAAGUUAGGUAAUGUUAGCAAAACUCUAGCUAACUAGCUAGCCUACGCAAAGCUACAUCAAGAAGAGUAAGCCUGAUUUCAGAUCAGUGUCAGCCAGAUUUGCAUCGUCCUUACUUCUGUGGUAACUUUAAAGAGAUUUGGGCAGAUCCAGUGGUUGCUGACAUAAUUUUAAGAUCAGAUGAAUUAUCGUUAGCCAAAUCAAAGCUAACAUUCCUUUCUUUUUAUUACCACCAUAAGGCUGCACGCUGCCCCGAAGUAACUAGCGUACCUUUCUACAGUAAAGAGAGACAAACAUUAGGUCUGCUCCAGGUCAGUAAUAAAUUCAUAGAGUACUUUCAAUGUUGACUGAUAGUCUUGUCAUCCUCUCAUCAUUUUGCCUUGUUCAUAAAAGAUAACAUCAUGAUCGUUUGCUUCUUAAGCAAUAUUGCUCGACACCGAGAAACUAUCUAAUAAACAAUGUGGCCCCCGGACAUUGCCGUGCUUUUUUUGGUCAAGUUUGUUCGACCCAGCAACAGUAGCUAAUUAAGGUGGGCGAGACUAAGAUUUGGUCAGUUCAUCAAGAAUGUUAGACUUUUUGGAUUCUUCGUCCACAUAGGAGGAACGCGAGAAAAACAAAUUUGUCUUCCCAUUUUCAACAUAACAAGCGGAGAGUAAUUGAUGUACAAAUGAUCAUAUAGGGGGGUGAAGUAUUUCUUUAAACAAACACGUUAGCAAUGGUGAUAACCAUGACGAUAAUGAUGGCGAUGAUUGUGUUGGAUUAUCCGUACUUCUGUGAACACUCCUUGUACUUACAAAAUUUGCUAGCAGCAAAUUAUUCAUACUGAUGAUUGUAAAUGUUUUUUUUCUUGUUGUCGACGCGAUCUGAAGAGUCAAAAAGACAACAGGGAUGAGUCCGUUAUAACUCCCCCUCCUUUAUCUUUCCUUCUCCCCCUCUUCUUCCCACUGCUCUCCUCUCUCAGAGCACUUGAGAGUUUUCUGCUCCUGCAGAAAUAGUCUGCACUGCAUUCCUGCUUUGCCCAGUUUUAUAUGCUCUGUAAACCCCUUUUUUUGUAGCAAUGACAAAAUGUGUUC
Messenger RNA from Epinephelus fuscoguttatus (brown-marbled grouper), 6574 nucleotides. Its product is annotated as sal-like protein 4. Lineage: Eukaryota; Metazoa; Chordata; Actinopteri; Perciformes; Serranidae. Gene Ontology annotation, biological process: regulation of transcription by RNA polymerase II. The record is from RefSeq and is a predicted model, not a curated record. Gene Ontology annotation, cellular component: nucleus. Gene Ontology annotation, molecular function: DNA-binding transcription factor activity, RNA polymerase II-specific; RNA polymerase II cis-regulatory region sequence-specific DNA binding. The transcript is spliced from 3 exons. Bases 278 to 3922 code for a protein of 1214 amino acids.